This is a messenger RNA of Macroventuria anomochaeta, 945 nucleotides long. RefSeq lists its product as uncharacterized. The transcript has 2 exons. The record is from RefSeq and is a predicted model, not a curated record. Bases 1 to 945 code for a protein of 314 amino acids. Lineage: Eukaryota; Fungi; Ascomycota; Dothideomycetes; Pleosporales; Didymellaceae.
AUGUUGCCCAAGUUGUCAACCAAAAAGUUCAGCGUCUUGCCGCUUUGUCUGACCGAUAGCGAUGGUUACACCGGCUACAAGCUCGACAUUCGUGAGGACGGCGAUCCUCUCGCUGUACUGUACGAGACUGAGAACACAACCCCAAAUGUCUCCGCCCUAGUUCCUGAGCCGGAUGUCCUUCUCAACGCCUCAGUCCACGUCGGAGAAAUCUACGUUGGCGUCGACAACCUGACCGCAAAGGUCAAUCUCGAUGCACAGGUCCUCUCGUUACUGUCGUUCAACGCCGGUGUCGACCUUUCCAUCGACAAAGUCUCACUCUUGAUCCAGAACGUCACCGCGAAGGUCUACCUGGAAGCACGCCUCACAAACCUUGUCACUAUGGUCAGCGAUGUGCUCGACAGCAUCGACUUGAAUCCCAUCAUCGCAGAGCUAGGCAAUGGACUAGGCAGCAUCAUCAACGACACAGCCGGCUUGAUUGGAGACGUCACCGAUGGCCUAACUGGAUCAGGAUCAAACUCGACAUCUUCCGGCUCGUCAACUUCUGCAGCAACCAAGCGAUCCGAAGACCUCAUGCAGUUCGACAUCAAGAACAACAUUCUUUACUCCGCGAACGACUUCUCAGGCAACACGCACACUCGUCGUGUACUGGCGCAGAACGGAGACAUUAUUGAGCAGAAGCUGAACAACUAUGGAUCUAUCUCGAAUGAGCGCGUUGUGGGUAAUUAUCAAAAGAACAUGCGCUUCAACGGGUUCAAUGAGAGUGUUACGUUCAAGGGCGAGAAGGUCAGGGAGGAGGAGUACGUCUACGAGCCGUUUAAGGGCUUGUUCUCGAUCGUGGGUGUGUUCAAGGAUAAGAGCACAGGUGAGGUAGUGGGCACGCAAUUGUUAGCCGAGGCGAGGGGAGGUGGAAGCGCGACGAUCGGGAACGAGCAGGACCCGAGGUAG